This is a messenger RNA of Petromyzon marinus (sea lamprey), 2700 nucleotides long. RefSeq names its product UDP-glucose ceramide glucosyltransferase (gene UGCG). Gene Ontology annotation, biological process: glucosylceramide biosynthetic process. The record is from RefSeq and is a predicted model, not a curated record. NCBI's taxonomy places the organism in Eukaryota, Metazoa, Chordata, Hyperoartia, Petromyzontiformes, Petromyzontidae. Gene Ontology annotation, cellular component: membrane. Gene Ontology annotation, molecular function: ceramide glucosyltransferase activity.
UGGGUGAUGGGUUGGUGACGUAAACCUAACGGUGCGGGCGCCCCGCGGUACAGCGCCCAGCUGAGCUGAGCGACUUUGCACGCGCGCGGCCCCCGCGACGACCGCGCUCGUGCGUGCGCGUGCGUGUCUCGCGCCGCUCUCUCUCUCCCCCCCACUGUGUGUCUCUCUCUCAAGCGUUCGCUCUCAUUUCACUCUCGCGCGGCGCUCGCUCGCUCGCUCACUCGCUUGUCGAGGCGUCCCUUGUGCGCGCCCACCGCACCACCACCACCAUCUUCAUUAUUUUCGUCUUGUUUGGUGCGGGUACGCGCGCUCGCUCGCUCCUUCGCUCCCUCGCCCUUUGCUCGUUCGGGGGUGCCGGCCGGCUGCGAGUCCAGUGGGGGGUGACGGUGGUGGUGGUGACAAGUAACGGGCGAUGAUGGCGUUCGCGCCGGGCGUGGCUGUGGCCGCGUUGGCGCUGGCGCUGGGCCUCGUGUUGUGGCUCAUGCAUCUCGUGUCCAUCGCCUUCACACGCAUCCACCUGCGGAGACAGGUGCCGGACAAAGUUCCUGUCUCAUGUCUUCCUGGUGUCUCCCUCCUCAAGCCGCUCAAAGGCGUCGACCCAAACCUCGGAGACAAUCUUGAGACAUUCUUCAACAUGGACUAUCCAGAGGUGGAGAUUCUUCUCUGUGUGCAGGACAGAGAUGACCCAGCGGUGAAAAUCUGUCAGCAGCUCCUCGACAAAUACCCGAACGCGGACGCAAAACUCCUUGUGGGAGGCAAGCGAGUGGGUAUCAACCCCAAGGUGAAUAAUCUUAUGCCUGCGUAUGAGUCUGCAAAACACAGUCUACUGUGGAUCUGUGACAGUGGCAUUCGCGUGAGACCGGACACACUGUUAGACAUGGUUUUGCAGUUGUCCAAGGAUGUGGGUCUUGUCCACGGGCUCCCGUACGUGGCCGACAGGCGUGGAUUCGCAGCCACACUCGAGCAGGUGUAUUUCGGCACAGCUCACCCACGUAGCUAUGUCUCGGCACAUGUGGUUGGGGUGCGCUGUGUCACGGGAAUGUCCUGUCUGCUGCGUCGCUCGGUUUUGGACGACGCUGGGGGGCUCCAAGCGUUCGGAAAGUUCCUUGCGGAGGAUUACUUCAUGGCCAAGGCCAUCACAGACAGGGGAUGGAAACUCGCCAUGUCUCACCAAGUUGCACUGCAGAAUCCGGGUUCCUACUCAAUCUCCUCCUUCAGGAACCGUAUGAUCAGGUGGACUAAGCUGCGUCUCACGAUGGUCCCUGCGACCCUGCUGCUCGAGCCAUUGUCCGAGUGUCUCGUGUCUUCGUGUCUCAUAUCCUGGGCAUCUUACAAACUACUUGGAUGGGACCCAGCCAUUGUGUUUCUGGGACACAUCCUGGCCUGGUUUCUGGCAGACUACGCACAGCUCACCGGCGUGCACGGGGGCGCACCCCCGUUCUCGCGGAGGGAGUUUGCGGCCGCGUGGGUUGUGCGCGAGCUGCUGACGCUGCACAUCUUCGUCUCGGCUCUCCUUCACCCAAACAUCGCAUGGAGGAAAGGGACGUACCGGGUUCACUGUGGUGGCACAGCGGAGGAGACGCUCCCCGUGUAGGGGAGAGUAGACGUGUAGGAAGAGAGGGACACGGGGAAGGGAGGGGAUAGAGGAGAAAGACACGAUGAGAGAGGGAGAGAGACACACAGGUCGAGAUGGAGAUGUCGGCAGGGGGGGGGAGAGAGAUUGAAGAGGGAGACAUAGGUAUGGGAGAGAUGUGGAGGAGAGACCCAGGGAUAAGAAAAUAAAAUACAGGGAGCGGAGGGGAGAGGAAGAAUAGAGGAGACACUGGGAGAGGAGAGGAGACACUGGGAGAGGAGAGGAGACACGUGUAGGAGAUACGAGGGUAACUUUGGGAAGCGAGAGGAGACAGGAGACACAGGGAGGGGCAGGGAACACGGGGAGGAGAGAGGAGAUAUGGUGAGAGUAGUUACGGGGAUAGGAGAGGAGACACGGGGAGGAUAUAGGGAGAUACAGGGAGGAGAGAGAAGACACGGGGAGGGUAGGGGAAGACACGGGGAGUAAAGUAGACAUCUGGAGGGAAAGGAGAUGCCUUGAGGAGAAACAAGAUGCGGAGAGAGGUGAGAGGCAUGGGGAGGUGAGAGGAGACAUGGGAAGGAGAGAGAAGCCCUGGGAGGAUCCGUGCUCUCUGACAGGUUUCACCUGGAUGAACAGAGCACUGUGACCAGGCCUCCUCGUGGGGCUCACUGAUGGAGCUCUGCAUUCCACUGAGCUUCCUGAAAGAGCUCUGUAUUACACUGUGCCUCCUCAUGUAGCUCCAGAAUGGAGCUCUGUGUUAUAUUGGACCUCCUUAUUAAGCUCCAUGAUGGAGCUCUAUUACACUAGGUCUUCUCACGAAGUUCUCUAUUACGCUGGACCUCAUUAUGGAGUUCCAUGAUAAAUAUUGAAGACUGGGUCCCCAGGCGGAGCUCGGUAAUAAGUGGCAAGUUUCCUAAAAGUACUCCAUGACAGACCUCUAUCAGAGACUGGGCCGCAUCAUGAAGCUUGAUAAUGGGGCACUGUCAAAUUGGGCCUCCUCACGGAGCUCUGUCAAGGGGCCAUUAUUUGUUCUAUAAUACAUUGUUUAUCUGUUGGUAUUUAUAGUGUAAACUGGAGCAAGUGUGAGCUGUGUUUCUGUAUAAUUUAAAAUAACUGAGUUGACUGAG